UCCGAAACUACUGCACGGCUCGGUGCAGCCGAAGUCGAUUGUUUCACUAGGCCCUUCUCAUGGAGUGGACCUAGUGUCCUUGCGUGACCGAGGGGUGGGCCUAUGAGUCUGCAGCUGCAGGUGUCUCCACACGUUGCCGUGCUGGGGUCGCUCUUCCUCUCCUUUGUCUUCGUCGCGUCCCUGCAUAUUUGGAAGCUGGCGGGCUACAAGGAUUUGAAUCGAGAUGAAGCAGGAACAAUUCAGCGUAGAUUUCUUUCCGCUAUCCUGUCCUGUUUGUGCUCGGUCAUGCUGAUCCGCGCCUUGUCAAGCACAGUGCCAGAGGGCAUGCCUGGUUUGUCUCUUGCAGAGCUUCUUGGGCUUAGGUGUGCUUUCGUAACCACGGCCAGUGUGAACUGUGUGCUCUUGACCGCGUCUCUUUUCUUGGGACCUCUUGUGCAACAUUGGUUUACUGUGAGCCAAGGAGAAUCCAAGUUCCUCUUCUCAGUGGAAGCAGGCUUUUGGGUCCUCACUCGAAACUUGAUCCUGGCACCCAUCACCGAGGAGCUCGUCUUCCGAGCCUGCUUGGUGCGCUUGUGGGUCUCGGCCUCCUUUCCCUUGAGAACCAUCAUCUUCUGCAGCCCUUUUUGCUUCGCCUUAGCCCACACACAUCACUUCAUUGAGCAUGUGAGGAGGACGAAGAGCAAGAAGACUGCGCUGCUGCAGGUUCUCUUCCAGGUCUUCUACACAUCCUUGUUUGGGAUUUAUUCCAAUUUCCUGCUGAUCAGGACUGGCUCGCUGAUAGCUGUGAUUCUGGCCCACACUUUCUGCAACCACCAGGGCUUUCCCGACAUCACCUUCCUCAUCUCUAGCACCGAAUGGUUGCACGAGCAUCGGAAGUGGCUGGGCGGAGUGUACGUUUGCGGGAUACUAGCUUUUGCCUGUCUUGCUGGGCCACUGACAGCUGGCUUUCCAUCCACUUUCGUGAGCAAGUGAAAUUUCUGCACGAAAGAGAGCUUCGGAGAAGCAGAAAAAGUCAGAGAGCUAAAUCG
Messenger RNA from Durusdinium trenchii, 1028 nucleotides. Lineage: Eukaryota; Dinophyceae; Suessiales; Symbiodiniaceae. The record is from the annotation of a GenBank genome assembly.